Staurois parvus is the source of this 480-nucleotide messenger RNA. The record is from the annotation of a GenBank genome assembly. NCBI's taxonomy places the organism in Eukaryota, Metazoa, Chordata, Amphibia, Anura, Ranidae.
AUGGGCCCCUAUAUACCGCCUCCUCAUUGCUGCUGCCAGGCCCCUAAUCUGCCAUGGGCCCCCUAUAUACCGCCUCCUCAUGCUGCUGCCAGGCCACUAAUCUGCAUGGGCCCUAUAUACACGCCUCCUCAUGCUGCUGCCGUCCAGAGUCUCUCAUGGGUCCCUGUACGGCCUCCCAUUGCUGCUGUCUCCAUGCAUCUGCCCCACACUCUCCCAUGUGCCACUUUCAGGUCUCCUCACACUGCUGGUGUGUUGAAUUUUUUGACAUAGGGUGCUGGCAGAUUACGGGCCUCCCAUAGCUGCUGCCCAGGCCCCUAAUCUGCCAUGGGCCCCUAUAUACCGCCUCCUCAUGCUGCUGCCAGGUCCAGAGUCUGUCAUGGGUCCCUGUACGGCCUCCCAUUGCUGCUGUCUCCAUCGCCACACUCUGCCAUGUGCCACUUUCAGGUCUCCUCACACUGCUGGUGUGUUGAAUUUUUUGAC